AUGGCACCGACCAAGAAAGAAGCCACCGCCAGCGGUGACAAGCAGAAGACGCUCAACGCAGACGAAUCAGCAGUAUGGAUCAAGAACUACCUUCGCGACAAGAACCGCCCCUUCAGCGCCGUCGAGAUCAGUGGCAACUCGCAAGGCAAGAUCGCCAAGACUGCAGGUGUCAAGCUUCUCAAAGACUUGCACGAGAAAGGCGAGAUCGAAGGCCGCAACGCAGGCAAGCAACUUGUGUACCACACCAAGCAGGAAGAACCGUCUGAAGAACAAGAGACCAAACUCGCCGAGAUGGAGACCCUCACCACCCAACUUCGCGAUGAGAUCGCUGCUUUCAAAGCUGAAGAGAAAGAGCUCCGUCAACGUCUCCGUGAAGGUGCCCACGUGGUACCACUUCCCGAACUCAAGGCUUCCAUUCAUGGGCUUGAGAAAGAGAAGCGCGAUCUGGGUGCUAGGUUGAAGAAGUUGAAGAGCGGCGACGUCAAGCCUGUGAGCAAGGUCGAGAAGAAGGAAGUUCAAGAGCGUUGGAGCAAGAUGAAGAAGAGCUGUGACGCAAGGAAGAAGAUUCGAUCGAGAGUUUGGCAGGAUGUGGUGCUUACCGCGGAGAGUCAGCAGGGAAAGAGACUCGAUGCUGAGGCGGUCGAGGAGUUGAAAGAGGAGUUGGGACUGGAGUUCUGA
Molecule: messenger RNA, 678 nt
Organism: Fulvia fulva
Lineage: Eukaryota; Fungi; Ascomycota; Dothideomycetes; Mycosphaerellales; Mycosphaerellaceae
Product: Homologous-pairing protein 2
Exons: 2
Coding region: 1-678 (225 amino acids)
Biological process (GO): homologous chromosome pairing at meiosis; meiotic joint molecule formation; meiotic strand invasion involved in reciprocal meiotic recombination
Cellular component (GO): condensed nuclear chromosome; DNA recombinase auxiliary factor complex
Molecular function (GO): double-stranded DNA binding; recombinase activator activity
Source: RefSeq, a predicted model, not a curated record